AUGGUACCCCCCCCCCCAGUCAUCAUGAAGUGUGAGAGGCCCAAUGACAGGGCGACUCUCAACACAGGGCCUGUACCCGCAGAGGACUUGGCUUACGCCAAGCUGGGGCCCAACCUGUGUCCCCUGGAGGACCUGACCGGCGGGCCGCACUGGAUGUUGGUGCUGAGGACUGGGCUGCACCGGCAGCUGCUAAAGGACAGCUUCAUGGUGGAGCUGGUGGAGGGGGCCCGCAAGCUGCGCCACGUCUUCCUGUUCACCGACCUGCUCCUCUGCACCAAGCUCAAGAAGCAGAGUGGAGGCAAAACCCAGCAGUAUGACUGCAAGUGGUACAUCCCACUCACGGAUCUCAGCUUCCAGACGGUGGACGAGUCGGAGGCGGCUCCCAGCAUCCCUCUGGUGCUGGACGAGGAGCUGGAUGCCAUGAAGAUCAAGAUAUCCCAGAUCAAGAAUGAUAUCCAGAGAGAGAAGAGGGCAAACAAGGGCAGCAAGGCCAUCGAGAGGCUGAAGAAGAAGCUGUCAGAGCAGGAGUCGCUGCUCCUACUCAUGUCCCCCAGCAUGGCCUUCAGGGUCCACAACCGUAACGGCAAGAGUUACACGUUCCUGAUCUCCUCUGACUAUGAGCGUGCUGAGUGGAGGGAGAACAUCCGAGAGCAGCAGAAGAAGUGUUUCAAAAGCUUUUCCCUGACGUCCGUGGAGCUGCAGAUGCUGACCAAUUCGUGUGUCAAACUUCAGACCGUCCACAGCAUUCCACUGACCAUCAACAAAGAAGAUGAUGAAUCUCCAGGGCUGUACGGGUUCCUGAAUGUCAUCGUCCACUCCGCCACCGGCUUUAAGCAGAGCUCAAAUCUGUACUGCACCCUGGAGGUGGACUCCUUUGGUUAUUUUGUGAAUAAAGCCAAGACACGCGUUUAUAGAGACACAGCGGAGCCCAACUGGAACGAGGAAUUUGAGAUCGAGCUGGAAGGCUCCCAGACCUUGAGGAUACUGUGCUAUGAAAAGUGUUACAACAAAACGAAGAUCACCAAGGAGGAUGGCGAGAGCACAGACAGGAUCAUGGGGAAGGGCCAGGUCCAGGUAAGGCCACCACCCUCCUCUGCCCCCUGUAGAGCCCCUCUGCCCCCCCUCAUAUACCUGCCCCUGGACCUGCCCACACCCUCCUCCGGAUGUUCCCAGUUCUUUCCCCAGUUGACCUUCUGGGACACGGAGAUGGCCUGGCUCCAGGGAUUGGGGGCAGGUGCCCCUGGACUUCCAAAGGGACCCUCACAGGUCCUUUCCUGCCCCUCUCUGUGUUUGAGUGUCUGUUAUACCCAUCUUGUCCCCAAAAGAAGUUCAGUUUGGCUUGUUCUCACAGCAGGGGCCUCAGUUUCUCCAUGGCCUUGUGUUUCCUGUGGCUCACCUGUGCAGUUCUGUGCCCCAUUGGGGGGAAGCCCUGAUAUCCAUGUUCCUUACGGGCCUCUUACCAGACCCAGCCGAGCAGGUUCCUCCCUGCCCUGCCUUGGGGGUGGGCACUGACUGCUCCCACUCCUCUCGGAGCCUCGGACCCUCUGGUAAAGCCCCCAGCAGGAGUGGGCUGGGCAUUCCAGGUGUCUGUGGGAGAAGGGGGCUCUCCAUGAAGCCCCACCUCCCUUCUCUGAGGGCAGGAAGUAAAAUCCUUUUGUGCUGAAAUACUGAGCAGCAGGGAUGAAGGAGAGGGAGGGUGACUCACCCCUGAGUAAUUUCGUCUUCCGGGGGUGGGGGGGGCACAUGCUCAUCCUUCAGAGGAGCAAGUCCUCACUUAGCGGGGGCUCCAGACCCCCUCUCUGUUUCACCAGGUUCUCAGGUUCUGGUUCCCCAGGUUUUCACGGCUGCCUAAUUUCCCACCCUGGAAGCUUAUUAGGGAAUUCAGUGGCUCAGGGCCUCCAGGGACCCCUCCCACCCUGUACCUUGAGACCAGGUCUAAAAGCAAAAAUGCUCCUCUGACUGCCUUAUUCCUGCCCUCCCCGACCUGCCUUCCAGCAAACACCACCCCAUACCCCGCACCUUCCCAGGAGAGCAGGCCCAGGGCCUCAGCCGCCCCCACAGACAGGACCUGGGGCUGGACUCUACUGAAGUCAGGGGUAGGACCAGCCUGGGGCAACACUCCAGUGAGUCCACUAAGGUUUGGGAUGCACAUUGGGGAUCAGUGGGGCAGCCUUAUCUGACACAGGGAAAGCAGGAUUAUUGGCCCCUCUCUCAGAUGGUAUAACUGGGGUGCAGGGGGUUCCCAAACAGACUUCAGCUACUCACCGCUGAUAAAAUCUGAAGGCAGAGAGACGAGAGAUGGUGAGACAAGAAAGAGAUUUACUUCAGCGAGGCCACCACCAGGAAGACAGCAGGCUAGCGUCUCAAAGACGGUCUCCAAAGUGCUAAAAAUACUUGCAGGUUUAUAGAAGGAAAGUGUGGGACAAAGGUUGGUGGGUGCCGGCAGGUGGGCAGUGAAGGUCAGGUGGAGCAUUGUCUUGGGGUCAGUCACGUGGGGUCUUGCCGAAUUCCAGGCAGUCCUUACUGCUUGAGGGGAUAGCUUCGGUUCUCAUCACGGGUUGCUUUGCCCGCAGGGUCUUUUGCCUGAGUUAAGAGAUAAGCUGGAAAGAAGAACGUAGUCAAUGAGGAAGUGCGGACUGAGGUAGAAAUGAAGGUGGUUGAAAUCCUCUGUCAAUGGGCAUGGUCUUCUUUGAGGGCCAGCUGCUGGUCCAGGGCCACCCGGUAGAUGUCCUGGACCUGGGUCCUACCUGUGGCUUAGAUGCUGAGGGAGAAGGGGAUGGUUCCUCCUUGCUCCCCAUCAGCCUGGUACACCAUUGAGCCAGUUGUAGCGGUCUCGGUAGCAAAGGGCUUCUGGAUAGAAGAAACAGAAAUGCAAGCCAGUGCUUUUCAGCUAUUCCACUUUCGGGGUCCUAUCCAGGGAUCUUUGACAAGCCAGGUCCCUUCCCCAGCCAUGAGCUGGGCAUGGGCCCCACCUUGACAGAUGCGUGUGCCCACUGCGAAGUUGGGGUGGCGUCUGGGGGUGGCUCGCAUGCUCAGUGCGGACACUCACCACUCUGCAGCCCAUGUGCGUUGACGCCCCAGUGUCCUUGAGAUCCAACCCCAUAUGUCCACAUAGAUUCCGUUCACUUUCUUGGCUUGAUAGAGAAUCCCAUGGAUUGAGUCAGCCAUAUCAAGGGGCUCUUCUGCUCUUGAUGGACACUAAGGGGUUUCCCAGCUUUUGCUGUUCUGUGAGCAGCUGGUGCUGGACAUCUUUGAGGACUGACAUGUUUUGGCACCUAGUGGGCAACAGUCACAGCUCGGGCCCUUUGAGGUUUCAGGCUCUGCUCUGCUGCUCAACAACUAAUGUGUUCCCUUUGCUCCCCCCCCCUCCACAUUUGCAUCUGUCCCCAGCCCCAGCGUCCCUCCCACACACUCAUGCCCUGACCACCCCCCCCGCCCCGUCUUGCAGAGAGCACCAAGGCAAGCUAAGGAUGCACACGGACUGGGUGUCCGGCUCCUUUUUUCAGUCCAUCACACAAGACUAAGGGAGGCUCAGAUUCCACCGACCUUUGACUCGACUCAUCCAAAUCCUCCAGUGCUAGAGUUCUGGGGUGGUAAGAUUUGAACCAGGGCCUCUGAGCACUGUCACUGGAUAACUGGGCGUCUCAGUGGAAAAGAGAAAAGAAAGGAUACUCAUCCUCUUCUUUCAUUCUGUCGAGCCUUCUCUGGAAACCCUUUGCCAUGAUACUACUGGACAUGAACAAAAUAUUCCUUUAUGAGCACAGCCUGUGCUCUUAGACACACCGGGGGUGCCAGGUGAGCACCCUGCCCUGUCCCGGGGAAGAGGAGAGCAGUGGGGUCGUGGGGGCUGGCUUGGGCAUCUCUGAGCUUUAGCUGUUCUCUGCCCCUUUCUGCCCUCUGACCCCAGUCUGCAUUUCCCCAUGCAGGCGCUCUGAGGGGUGCUCCUCAGCAAACACUCUCCCUUCCUGUUCCUUCCAGUAGGACAAGAUAG
Leptonychotes weddellii (Weddell seal) is the source of this 3991-nucleotide messenger RNA. NCBI's taxonomy places the organism in Eukaryota, Metazoa, Chordata, Mammalia, Carnivora, Phocidae. The record is from RefSeq and is a predicted model, not a curated record.